Molecule: messenger RNA, 873 nt
Organism: Necator americanus (New World hookworm)
Lineage: Eukaryota; Metazoa; Nematoda; Chromadorea; Rhabditida; Ancylostomatidae
Exons: 7
Coding region: 1-873 (290 amino acids)
Source: RefSeq, a predicted model, not a curated record
AUGGGAAAUGAAACAGUGUCAUUCCAAGAAUCUCUUUUCGUCGGCAUCACCUAUUUCCUGUUUGCAACAGCUUUAUUACUAAUUUAUAUAGUUUACAACUUGGUUUUGCUCAGAGACAACGAAUUCCGGAAGUUACAAGCCUUUCGACUGAUGAUUUUUCUUGGCUUGUUAGACUGCACACAAUUACUUGCUCAUAUAUCCAGCGGUAUUCUGACAAUACACAAAGACAUUAAUCACAACUAUCCUUACCUUUCUCAGGUGCUUGGAGCAGUGAUAAACUCCGGAUGGGUUGGACUGUUUCCUCUGACUUUUAUUAUUGCCAUAAACAGGUUUCUAACUUUUCGAAAGAUCAUAGACGCUGAAGGGAGAAUUCCGUGGUUAAUGAAGAUAGCUGUUGCUCUUAGUUUCUUGUAUUGUUUUGGUUUCUGUAUAUGUCUACUUACCUUCGCGAACGUAAUGUAUUAUCCAGAGAGCUUUUCAUGGUCUUAUGGAUCGAACAAAGCUAGCGUUGUUAUGUCAGGAAUUGAGUAUAUUGUGUCUGUUAUCUGUAUUGGGUUAACAUUUCUUGUUUAUAUACUGAUAGCAGUAUCUAUCUAUAGGAUGACAAGAGGAGUUGUCUCUGUUAAACGUAGAGAAAUUGUUUUGGUAGUUCAUGCAGCGCUAUUGUUUUUCACACUUACUACACUAAUCACAUGUUGGCAUUACUACAGCAUUUUUCUACCUGAGUCAGUGUGGACGUACUUUUCUAUCAACAUUUACUGGAUGUUGUACUGCGGGCUUAAUCCUAUACUGCACAUGGCAUUCUCAAAGUGUGCAAAUGCGCACUUCCUGGUUACGUUUCAUUGGAUAUACGGAUGUCCUGCGAAGAGAUAG